Molecule: messenger RNA, 831 nt
Organism: Phytophthora sojae
Lineage: Eukaryota; Oomycota; Peronosporomycetes; Peronosporales; Peronosporaceae
Exons: 5
Source: RefSeq, a predicted model, not a curated record
GCGCGACUAGCGGAUUACUUCGUGGAGGUCGUCGCGGAGCCAGCGGACGCGUCGCAGCAGCAGCAGCGAGGCGAAGACUUCGAGCAGCGCGUCGUGACGCGGAUCCCGUCCAGCGACCACGAGGACUUCGCGCUGCCUGACGGGGUGCCGUACUUCUGCAUCCCGGGGAGCGAGGCGUUUUUCGAGCCGUCGGUGUACGAGCGCAAGCCCACGUUCUUCUCCUUUAUUCUGACGGGCGGGGACGGCGCCCAUGCCUACGGGUUCGCGCUGCACUUCUUGGAGGAAUAUUCUACUGCUGCUUCGAACUGGAGACCUCGAGUGCUGUGCUUGAUUUCGCACCACCCGUUCUUCUCGCUGUUCAAGGAGAUCGUUAGCUGGAUGUACCGAAGCCGGUAUCUUAAGAGGGAGCACUCGCUCGUGCAGACCAAGAUCGCCUAUGCGUGUGAGGAUUGCAGCUGGUUUCUCUCUCCAAGACACGCAGCAUCUGCGUUGUUAUCUGAACAGCGGCUGUUGAGUAGCAGCAAGGGGCCAAUAGAUCGGAUCCGCGCUUCAACCCCGGAUUGGAAAGAUACUUCUGACGAUAACAACAGCGAGGUCCGAGAGCAGUACCAUCGCAUCCUCCCGCAGCUCCUUCGCGAGGCUUACCGUCCAGCUCAGGGCGAUGCACUCGACAUACGGAUGCAUGGGCGCGAGUUCUUCCGCUACCAUGUUCAGCGGGGGAAGGCUGCGCAUCUGGAUGACUACUGCUUUCAGAUGCUGUUCCAGUGUUUGAGUCUCAAGAACGUCAUUUACAUCGUCAACUGCCUGCUUCUGGAGCAGAGGGUGUUGGUU